AUGGCUGCAGUCGUAUUUAUCACCGUCCACGGCUCAAAUGGUACCACGAUUUCAUUGGUGUGCUCCAAAACAAAGGUAGCACCGCUCAAGCGGCUCACCAUCCCGAGACUUGAACUCACCGCAGCUCUGCUGCUCUCAAGACUCAUGCAAUACGUUCAAGCCACAUUGAAGUUGAACGUCACCGCAACUCACCUGUGGACGGACUCUGUUGUGACACUCACGUGGAUCAAAUCUCAUGCAUCGCGCUGGAAGGAUUUCGUGAGAAAUCGGGUCUCUCAAAUUCAAAAGCUCACUGCGAACGCACAUUGGAAAUACGUACCAGGUACGUCCAACCCAGCCGACUGCGCCUCACGAGGAUUAAUCACUGCUCAACUCCAAAGCCACUCAUUAUGGUGGACGGGACCACCGUGGAUACUCACCCCUGAAGCUUGGCCAUCUCAACCCGCGCUUUCGGACGAGUUGAGCACGCAUGAGGCUCGUCCUGGCAUUGCGCUACAUGCGGCCGCAUCUCAACCGGACUAUCACUGGGACCUGAUAUAUAGGUACUCAACUCUCAACAAGUUAUUGAAAAUAACAGCUCUUUGUUUCAAAUUCAUAUCGCUUCUGGGAAAGCGCCGACGCAGGCCACUCGACUUGCACUCAGCUUUGGAGGAGGCCAGAUUCUUCUGGAUUAAGGCUACUCAAGCGGCAUACUUCACGCACGAGAUCAAGAUGCUCACGGCCAACUCGAGACUACCAACUGCUCACGCAUUCAGUCGAUUGACUGCGUAUAUAGACGCUCAAGGGAUCAUUCGAGUUGGCGGCCGCCUCAACCAAUCAGCACUAGAUCAAGACAACAAACAUCAUUCGAUGUUACCUCGCCACUUCUCAACCUAA
Messenger RNA from Temnothorax curvispinosus, 876 nucleotides. RefSeq lists its product as uncharacterized. The coding region runs from base 1 to 876 and encodes 291 amino acids. The transcript has a single exon. Lineage: Eukaryota; Metazoa; Arthropoda; Insecta; Hymenoptera; Formicidae. The record is from RefSeq and is a predicted model, not a curated record.